Molecule: messenger RNA, 1221 nt
Organism: Asterias rubens (European starfish)
Lineage: Eukaryota; Metazoa; Echinodermata; Asteroidea; Forcipulatida; Asteriidae
Product: ADP-ribosylation factor-like protein 6-interacting protein 4
Exons: 6
Coding region: 4-708 (234 amino acids)
Source: RefSeq, a predicted model, not a curated record
UCCAUGUUGUUAAAAUGUUGCUGCUCUCUCGUGAAAUCAUCAAACGAAGCAAUGGGUGGUGAGAGAGGUUCAUCACCCAAGAGGGAGUCACGCCGAAGGAGGCAUUCAAGUUCUUCAUCUUCAGUUUCCUCACGUUCACACAGCAGCAGAGUUGACCGGAACCGGGACCAUGUCAGAAUAAAGCGCAACCCUGAGCCUUCUCAAUCUAGAACUAGACGUGACGAAUCAUCUCACAGCCAGAGACGACGAAGAAGUCGAUCUCCAAGCAGCAGCAGCUUAUCGUCAUCGGGCAGGGGGAGGGACAGACAUCGGAAGAAACAUAAAAGACGUCAUUCAUCCUCCAGUUCCUCCUCCUCAGCCUCCUCGUCAUCCUCCUCAAGUCAUGACUCUUCUUCAUCCUCAAGUAGUUCCAGUUCAUCAAGUAGAGAGAGAAAGAAACAUAAAAAAAAGAAGCGGCGGAAGGAGUCCAAAUCCAAAAAGAGGCACAAGAAUCACAAAAGGAAGUCAAAGAGUAAAAAGAAGAAGACUGAGGAAAAGCCGUCAGGGCCUAUUCAACUUUCCAAGUUUAUUAAGGAGAAAACUAAAGAGGAAAAGCGAAGCAUCAUCUCGGGCAAGAAGAUCCAGAUGAAAGUGAAAAAAACCAGCAAGGACAAAGAGCGUGACCUUAACAGACAAGACCUGCUGAACUUUCUGAAUUCCACGAUGUGACGCAAGGGAUAUUGUGUUAGAGUUGUGAAUGAAGGUUGUGAGUGCACUGUAGGUAUCCAACUAGAUUCUACCAGGUCAACUUCUGUCUGACAGGUAUCUUCAAGUUGCGCACAAAAAACGUACUGGUUUGCGCGAAACUGUUUGUCACCUUUGAACUCCUUAGUUAUUGUUUCAAAUGUUCCAGUCUUGACAGACUAUCUUUUCCAGUCUCGAAAUACAGCUUUUUAGUGACGUUUUUUAAUUGUGUCUCCCACAAAUUGAUUAUCUCACUUUUCAACAAAACGUAUAAUCUAGCGUGAUAAUGACACAGUUCCAUCUUGCAAAACCUCUUCUUAUAACAUUGAUGAUGCCGUAUAAAGGCCAACAUUUUUUCAGCUGGUCAGCUGAUUGCCUCAUUUUGGGUUUUCGGAUGUAAGCCAUUGAUGGUAGCCAUUGAUAACUGAACAAAGACUUGCUGUACCAGGCAACUUUUUGUUUUACUAGUUGAAUACCUGUUAAUAGCAUGGAGGAAGG